ACGCGCUGCCGCCCCGGGCACCGGCCGCGGUUUCGGGUUGCAUUCCCCGCACACCCCGGCUGCAGACGCUCCCCGGCCGCGCUGCUGCAUGGACUCUGCGCGCAGGGCCCUGGCCGUACCCCGCUAUGGCACACGGCGCUCCCCUCGGCUCCAGGGACUGCACCAUGAAGACGUCAAUUGCGCUCUUGCUUUGCAUCUCGCUUUUCCCAGGCUUUUCCCAGGGCAGAGUUGUUAGGAAGGACGAAGCUGGUUUUGCGGAGUGUAACGUGUUCUUCUCUGGACAAGUCCCACCCGAAGGAUUUACGCAGCCGUUCCAUGUGAAAAUCUGUCAGCAGUACAACAAAGAGCCACGCUUUGCAACCCUCUACAGUACUAAGGACAAAAUCCCUCUUUAUUCGGCUUUUAAGUUUACAAAGUCAGCUCGAAGUGGGAAGGAGAAGUGGCUGGUUGAACCGCAGAUAGAUGAUCCAGAAAAUGACUUGCAUGAAAUGGUGCGUGAAGCUGAUAUUCGUGGCACUGUGGCCAACCUUGGUGCAAACCAAGCCCUGACCUCAGACUACGUGGGCUCUGGCUACGAGAGAGGCCUUCUCAAUCCCAGUUUGCUCAAUGAGAAGGAUUUCCAGGUGGCCACUUACACACUCACGAAUGCCGUCCCUCUGAGCCCGGCUCUGAGCAAAAGCUGGCACAGAGACAUUGGGAAGGUAGUGGAGCAAGCUCUGGUCCCUCACUGUUCCGAGAUGGAUCAUCUAUACCUCCUUGCAGGUGCGGUUCCUUCCAGUAUCAAAGUUAAAGACAAGGUGUCAGUGCCAGAGAGCCUCUGGCUGGCAGCCUGCUGUGAUGCUUCAGAGGGAUGGUCCUUGGGACUAGUGAAAAAAACCAAUGAUGAAAACAGCUUGGCAGACCUCACGGUGAGAGACCUGGAGAAGCAGCUUCUCCGAGGAGCCCGCUUGUUCAAGGGCAACUGUGGGAAAGGCAAACAAAGCCAGGAGAAAAGAGAAGCAGUACUGCAAGCUGUCAGUCAGAUCCGCUCUGGAGAGCAAGUAGGAACAAAAAACGACCAGGAGACCAAAGAGAAUGGCUUGGUGAGAACAGUGGCUGGCAUAAUUUCUACCCCUUUCAUCAAACUUCUGGAACUCCUCAUCUACAUCUUUGUGGAACUGGUGAAAUUUGUGUUUUACUUUCUGUGGCUUGUUGUAAAGCAAGUUGUUGGCACAAUUCUGGGUGGAGUCUGCAGCCUGUGGAAUGAGAUGGUGUCCUACCUUAAAGCCAUCAGCAUGGUGCUCAUCAGCAUCCCCUAUGAUGUUGGGAGGGUCAUUGUCAACAUCUUCCUGGGCUUCCUGCAAAUUGUUCAAGAUGCGAUGUCCCUCACCUACGGGAUCCUGAGCAUCCCCGUGGAAUUCAUCCUUCACCUUGCUGCUUUCCCUUACCACUCCAUCUGUGCCAUUCCCUCUGUCCUUCAGGACAUGGCCACCGGGAUCCUGGGCACCUUCUUGCUGGUCAUCGAUGCCAUGGCCACGGUUCUGCAUGGCUCUUGUUACCUGGCUUGGUACAUCCUCAAACCGUUUGUGCCUAAAGGCUCUUCUGGCGACUGAGAGGAACAGAAACCAAGGCUGCAGAUACAUGGAAUAAAGGAGGAACGGGGCAAUGCUUUAAGAUA
Molecule: messenger RNA, 1657 nt
Organism: Melozone crissalis (California towhee)
Lineage: Eukaryota; Metazoa; Chordata; Aves; Passeriformes; Passerellidae
Gene: ENDOD1
Product: endonuclease domain containing 1
Exons: 2
Coding region: 126-1592 (488 amino acids)
Molecular function (GO): nucleic acid binding; metal ion binding; hydrolase activity
Source: RefSeq, a predicted model, not a curated record